UCUCUUCACUUUCCACCAAAUCGCCGAAUUUAUUUCUCAAAUUAAAUCACUAAAAAAACUUUCAUUUCAAUUUCUUCACCUCUGCUCUUUAUAUAAACAGUAAAACCACCUUUCUCUCAUUUCCCAACAAUGGCCGCUCUCUCUCUCCUCAUCUUCUCUCUCAUCUCCACCUCCCUCUAUUCUGUCUCUCUCGCCACUACCACCAUAACAGCAAUGGCCAGAGACCAGAUAGCCUGCACAAUGUGCUCCUCCUGCGACAACCCCUGCCAACCAAUUUUCUGUCCUCCCCCGCCGCCGUCGCAGCCAAUCCCGUCCCCUCCACCACCUUCUCCUUCUCCGCCUCCGCCGUCCGGUCUCAACUGCCCCCCGCCGCCUUCACCACCCAGCGACGGCGGUGGCGGAGGUGUCUUCUACUUCUCGCCACCUCCACCGGCGCAAACUUCCUACUAUCCGCCGCCUUCCGGCGGCGGCGGCGCCGACGCGUACUACCCACCGUCCAACCCUAACCCCUCCGGCUACCCCACUCCGCCGCCGCCGAAUCCAAUCGUUCCGUAUUUUCCCUUCUAUUACCACAUUCCUCCGCCGCAAAACCCCCGAACCGACGAUUACAAUUCCGCUGAAUUCUCAACCCACUCCAAAUUUUCGCCUCUUCUCAUCAUAUUUUCACUCUUUCUAUUCCUUUAAUUUUAGAAUAACAACAUCAUAUAUACUAUAAUCAACAAUUCCUUCAAUUUUCACGCAUUUACCAUUUUUUUCCCCUUCUGCAAUUUACGAUGAUUUUCAGGUUAAUCUAGACAUCUGCUGCGACCGAAGAUGACUUCAGCAAGGAAAAGAGCAGAUGAAGAUCGGCGCCAUUCAAAAAAGAAAAAGUUGCGGAUUAAUUCAGUGAUUCUUUUGCAUUAUCGUGUUCAUGUGCUAAAAGGCUAAAAGUAGAUUUAAAGCAAAGCUAUUUUGCCAUAUGUGGAAUAUGGUAUUACCUCUGAUCCAGUCUAAUUGGCUCACUUCCUAGGAGCAUUGAUAUUAAUAAAUUUAUUUUUUAAAAGAAAAGUGGUGUAAUUCACGUCAAUUAAGUAUAUUUUUUAAUCAAAAUAAAAAACGAACCUAUUCUAAUAGAAUGUUCUAACAAAAAGGAAAUGGGUUUUUUAGAGUGGGACGGAGAGUGUAAUAUAUAUUAUCUGGAGAUGAAUUUUUUUACGUGAAUUCGAAUUUAGAAGAUAUCAAAAAAUUUACUAUUUUUUUGAAUAUCGUUAUUCAACAUUAUAUACUGUCUUAUUCAACACUAUAUUAGGGGUGAGCAAAAUAUCCGAAAUUUAAAUAUCUGAUUCGAACCAAAUCGAAAUUUAAAAUUUGAUUUGGAUUUUUGAAUCGGAUCGGAUUAAAUUUUAAGCAAAUUUCGAAUUUUCGGAUCGGAUCGGAUUGACAUUUUAGAAAUUCAAAAAAAUCCGAAAUUUGAAUUAUAUUUAUAAUAUAAUUAAUAUUAUAAUAUUAUAAAUAAAUAUAUAUAAUUAUUAGUUUUUAAAUAGUUAAAUAUUUCUAAAUUCUAACCUUAUACUCCUAUUUUGGUUGAUUAUAAUUAUAAUUAAUGGCUUGUUAAUUAUGACCUUAAUUUGAUUGUAAGUAUCUAAUAGGUUAGGUUGACAUUUAUUUCGGAUUUUUCGGAUUUUUUCGGUUUUCGGAUUUUUUUUAACAUUUUGAAUUUUUUUUUCACAUUUUGGAUUUUUCGGUUCGGAUCGGAUUUUAUCCGAAAUUUUUCAGAUUUUUGGAUUCGGAUUUUCG
Molecule: messenger RNA, 1776 nt
Organism: Salvia miltiorrhiza (redroot sage)
Lineage: Eukaryota; Viridiplantae; Streptophyta; Magnoliopsida; Lamiales; Lamiaceae
Product: leucine-rich repeat extensin-like protein 6
Exons: 2
Coding region: 130-684 (184 amino acids)
Source: RefSeq, a predicted model, not a curated record